CUCAACAGCGCUGUGUUGGAAUGCGUCGAGGCUCGCACUUCCCUGAACAAGUUGAGCAGAAAAACUUAGUUUUGAGAGAGUCAAAAACUUGGAAAAAGCUUCACGAAAACAUCGACGGACGUCGAAAGAACGCCGAGGCUGAUCAAGAUGGCCUCUAAUGCAGUGUUUAAUCUCUGCACGAACGUCUUCGUGACGCCUGGAGAUUCUUCACUUCCCGAAGAACAUGAACCUGCUACAGAGCUUCCCGCGCUGCAGCUUGUGAUGCUGGCCAACGUGGCCCUAAACACGGAGUCACCACCGGAGGAGGAGAAGCAGAUAACGGAACUGAAAAACGUCGGAUGCUGUGGUUACUCGGACAGCGAGGAUGAGAACGUGGUCCACUACAGCUACAACGAGACGACCGAAAACGUUGACGAAGGCACCGGAAUGGGAGAAAAUAGAGUGGAAAAGGUCAUCGAAACUACAGAGGCGGUGCCAACCGACCUUUCGAAGAAAUCCACUGAAACAGAAGCUCCCGCAAAGGAUAAAGACGGCAGCGUGUCUGAGCCGAACGCAGCGUUCAAACCUGCAAAGAAAAAGAAGAAACCGUUCUACUGCAAGCCGUGCCACUUUCAAGCCGACUGCGAAGAGGAAUUCGUCCAGCACAUCCGCGUCCACAGCGCUAAGAAACUGAUAGCGGAAAAGACGGGCAGUGGAAAUUCGGAUGACGAGUCGAGUCCGACGCAGCAAAAGUCUGCGGAAAACUGCGCCAAGGGCGUGAUCUGCUGCGAGCGCUGCGGCUACAACACCAACCGUUACGAUCACUACGUUGCACACCUGCGACACCACAAGAACGAAGGGGACGAGCAGCGGGUGUUCAGGUGCACCAUCUGCCCCUACUCCACCGUCAGUCAGUAUCACUGGAAGAAGCACCUGAGGAACCACUUUCCCAGCAAGCUGUUCACGUGCAACCAGUGCAGCUACUUCUCUGACAGGAAGAACAACUACAUCCAGCACAUUCGCACACACACCGGUGAGCGUCCUUUCCAGUGUGUUUACUGUGAAUAUUCGAGCUCUCAGAAGACCCAUCUCACACGGCACUUAAGAACACACUCUGGUGAGAGACCAUUUAAAUGUGACAGCUGCAGCUAUCUGGCAGCCAAUCAACACGAGGUGACUCGUCACGCCAGGCAGGUGCAUAACGGACCUAAGCCGCUCAACUGCCCCUACUGCCAGUACAAAACAGCCGACCGGAGCAACUUUAAAAAGCACGUGGAGCUGCACAUCAACCCACGGCAGUUCCUUUGCCCCGUCUGCAAGUACGCUGCUUCGAAGAAAUGCAACCUGCAGUACCACAUCAAGUCCAGGCACCCAGGAUGCUCAGAUAUCUCCAUGGACGUGUCCAAGGUCAGACUGAGGGUGAAGAAAGCAGACGGCGAUGACUUGAAGCAGACCGCAGAACCAAGGACGAGAUGUAGACGAAAAGCAGAGGUAUCCGAGGACACGGAUUCAAACGCAGGCCCCAUCAACCUCUCUAUCAAAAAGAACGGAAAAACUAAUCCGGAUGGUGAGAGUGCUAGAAAACUUGCAUCUGAAACCACAAAAGACAAAACGUGUGAGAGGAAAGCAGAGAAAAGAUCUGCAUCAAGAAAUGAGGGGAAAGAACCAAGCAGCAAGAAAGCGAGAAUCAAAGAAACGGUCCACUGUGUCGAGAAACAGGACGGAAAGAAAGACAAGGAGAUGAAAAAAGCUGAGAAGGCUGCCAAAUCUACAGACAAAGUCACUAGAGGUUGUGCUAAAAAAGAAGAAAAGGCAGCAAAGGAAAAGAAAGAGACGCUUGCCAAAAACCAGGAUGGUUCUAAGGAGGAAAACAGAGCAGAUCUCGAGAAGAGACAACAGACUCCAAGGAUAGAGAAAGAAAUGAGAUCAAAGGAACAGAAGCAGAAAGAGGAGGAGGAGAGAAAGGAAAGAAAGAGGCAGGAGGAUGAAAGGCUGGAGAAAGCAAAGAAGGAGAAGCAGAGGGACGAGGAGGAAAAGAGAAAAAGAGAGAGACAAGAGAAAGAAAGACUUGAGAAAGAACUGAAACAAAAGGAGCAGGAGGAAAGAAGAGAACGAGAGAAGGUGGAGAAAGAAAUGAGGGAGAAGGAAAAAAAGGAGGAGGAGGAACAAAAAGAGAGAGAGAGGCUAGAGAGGGAAUUGAGAGCAAAGGAAUUAAAGGAAAGGGGAGAAAGGGAAAAAGUGGAGAGAGAAAUGAGAGAAAAGGAGCUGAAGCAGAAGAUGGAGGAGGAAAAACAGAGAGAAAGAGAAAGGCUGGAAAAGGUUGAACAGAAGAGAGGGGUAAAAAAUGUUAAAGGUUCGAAAACAGCAUCAGGCAGGAAAGCAGCCAAAAAACAGACUGGAACGGUGAAUCUUGACGGAACGGUGGUGGAGAAGUCUCCAAGUCAAGAGGAGCCCGAGACCAAAAUACAAAAACGCAAAAAAGCAGAGUGCGCACGCUCUCCUCAGGCAGAGAAGGCAAAACGCCGUAAAGUGGAGGUUGCACAGAGCCCGAGCACUCCUGGAAAGAUGAACUCGUCGAAGGGCAACAGUCGGCGAAGCGAAAAGAGAAACAAGGUGGCGGGUAGUGUUGAGGUCCCAAGCACAUGUACGGAGCCCGAUGCUCUGAAACAUCCACCCGAGCCUGAAAAAGUGCAGUCCAGCCCAGGACAGGGUCCAGUCUCAAAAGACAAGGUGUCUCGCACUUCCAAGAAGCUUAACGUAAACAAAAAUCUAUCAGAGAAGCCUUCUUCAGUACACAAAGCAACAAAACUGAAGGCCACUACUGAUGAAAAGGCUCCUGCAGAAGCACGGACAGCUUCAGAUAUUGAUAGUGGAACAGAUAGUCCGACUCUGGACCUGUCGAAACCACCAUGUAGCAAAUCUCAAUACGGUGAAGACGACGAGGGCAUCCACAGCCACGACGGAGGUAGCGAUAUCAGUGAUUGUGCCUCGGAGGUAAGCUACGACUCUGGGCUCAACGGGAAGCUUCCAGAAACGCCGACGGAAGAGCUGCCUUCUCCCACACAGCUGCUCAGCCACACGUGCGUGUUCUGUGACCGCACUUUCCCGCUGGAGAUGGACUACAGACGGCAUCUUAAUCGUCAUCUGGUUAACGUCUAUUACCUGGACACUGCAACACAGGGGAACAAGUAGACUUCAUUUGUCUGGUCUUUGUAGUGAACAAAUUCAAGGUAGCUGAGCUUGGACUGUCAUUUAAAAUGUGAGGUGACUCUAGUCACCAUGACUUAAGGCCUUAGUGCAGGAAUGGCGGUUGGACAAUUUAGCAUACACCACGGUUAGGAGGCUCUCUCUUUCAUUUACCAUCUAAUCAUUUGGAAAUUUUAACAUUCAUUUAGCCUAGCAAAAAAAAUUUGCACAAAACUUUUUUUUUUUUUUUAAGAUAGAUAACUGAGGCCUGUUGUUAGCACUCAUGAAGAAGAAAGCAGCCUAGCUGUACAAAAAAAUAAAAAAUCACUAGCUUUAUUUUAAGGAUAGCUGUCUCGUUUGGUUGCCUUUUUUUGACAAAUGUGAAGGGUGGGGGGAGAAAGUUCCCGAGUAUUCCUCUCAGAAGGUAUUCACAUAAUUCCAGUUAUCAGACGAAAGUUCUGUGAACAUUCUCAGAACUGCUACAUUAAAUAGUCACGAUAAUAUUGCAAACUGUAAUAUCAGAACAUGCCUGACAAUUAGCAUCUUCUGUAAAUUUAUGGGAACUAAUCACGAUGCAAUAUGUAAUAAGAAACAAACAUUACUUUAUACAUUGUCUUAGCUUUUCUACUUUGUAUUCUCCGAGCACUCAAGUGGAGAGAAACUGUUUUUUU
This is a messenger RNA of Clarias gariepinus (North African catfish), 3836 nucleotides long. RefSeq names its product RE1-silencing transcription factor (gene rest). Gene Ontology annotation, cellular component: nucleus. The record is from RefSeq and is a predicted model, not a curated record. The coding region runs from base 148 to 3171 and encodes 1007 amino acids. NCBI's taxonomy places the organism in Eukaryota, Metazoa, Chordata, Actinopteri, Siluriformes, Clariidae. Gene Ontology annotation, biological process: regulation of gene expression. The transcript is spliced from 4 exons.